Molecule: messenger RNA, 2321 nt
Organism: Sesamum indicum (sesame)
Lineage: Eukaryota; Viridiplantae; Streptophyta; Magnoliopsida; Lamiales; Pedaliaceae
Product: Protein kinase superfamily protein
Biological process (GO): peptidyl-serine phosphorylation; spliceosomal complex assembly; regulation of mRNA processing
Molecular function (GO): protein serine/threonine kinase activity; ATP binding
Source: RefSeq, a predicted model, not a curated record
AGAAAGUUCCUCCUACUCAAUUUGCUCUCAGCUUUUCAAUAAGCACAAAAUAAGAGGAAAUAAUGGAGUAAUAAAUUCACCCUCUUUUUCCGGUCAAAUUCAAGAAUAGGUAAACCCUAAUCUCACUUCUCUCUGCGAAUAACACACUGCUACAAGUGUUGUAGGGCUGAGGUUUCUGCGAGCUUCGCCCGCUCCGCGAUCUCAUUUUCAAUUUCUUCCAAGUCUCCUAGUGGUAAAAAACCGAUUGAUGGCGGAGACGCAGGUGGAGGCGGCAGUGGAUAGGAACGGCGGCGAUCGGAGCGAGACGAGCGAUUACACUACCGAGGAUGAGGGGACUGAGGACUACAGGCGCGGUGGAUACCACGCCGUGCGGAUCGGGGACACCUUCAAACAUGGAAGAUAUGUUGUUCAGAGCAAGCUCGGCUGGGGCCAUUUCUCUACCGUCUGGCUAGCUUGGGACACUCAUAAAUCGAUGUAUGUAGCUCUGAAAGUUCAAAAGAGUGCACAACACUACACCGAGGCAGCAAUGGAUGAGAUCACUAUUUUAAAGCAGAUCGCUGAAGGCGAUCCAGAAGAUAAAAAGUGUGUGGUGAAACUGUUGGAUCACUUUAAGCAUUCAGGGCCAAAUGGGCAGCAUGUCUGUAUGGUUUUUGAAUACUUGGGAAACAAUCUUUUGACCCUAAUUAGGUAUUCAGACUACAAAGGGCUACCUCUUCACAUGGUUAAAGAAAUCUGUUUCCACAUUUUGGUGGGAUUGGAUUAUCUUCACCGUCAACUAUCAAUCAUACACACAGAUUUGAAGCCAGAGAACGUACUACUUCAGUCUAUGAUAGAUCCAGCUAAAGAUCCAAGGAAAUCAGGUGCACCCCUUGUUCUCCCUUCCAGUAAAGGCAAGGUUGGGUCCGAGUCUGAGGCAUCUCAAGAUGCUAAGGGUUCAUAUGGCGAUCUAACUAAGAACCAGAAGAAGAAAAUCCGAAAAAAGGCUAAGCGAGCAGCUCAGAGGUGUGCUGGGAAGGACGAAACUGAGCCAGAGAAUGAGGCAAGUGGGCCUGAAGAUUCUCAUAGGGAUGAUGAGUCCAAUAUAAAGACCAUUGAGGAGCAGGAUACUUCAGUUGCUGAGGCAGCAAACAAUGAUGCAACAAAUGGUUCAAGCAAAGGAACUAAGGGCCAGAAGAGAGUCAGCCGGUCAGAAAAGCACAAGCUCUUAGCUGAGGUUGAACUGAAAUGCAAACUAGUUGACUUUGGAAAUGCAUGUUGGACAUACAAACAAUUCACAAGCGAUAUUCAGACAAGGCAGUAUAGGUGCCCAGAGGUUAUUUUAGGAUCUAAGUACUCAACAUCAGCUGAUAUGUGGUCAUUUGCCUGUAUUUGCUUUGAGCUGGCGACUGGCGAUGUUCUUUUUGAUCCACAUAGUGGUGACAGCUAUGAUCGUGAUGAGGAUCAUCUGGCCCUGAUGAUGGAGCUGCUGGGGAUGAUGCCACGCAAGGUUGCCUUGGGUGGGCGUUAUUCACGGGAAUUCUUCAAUAGAUUUGGAGAUCUGAAGCAUAUCAGGAGAUUAAAAUUUUGGCCUCUCAACAAGGUUCUUGUGGAAAAAUAUGAGUUCCGUGAGCAGGAUGCAAAUGAGAUGGCAGAUUUCCUCGUUCAGGUACUAGAUUUUGUGCCUGAGAAACGGUUAACAGCUGCUAAGUGUCUUAAUCAUCCAUGGAUAAGUGGACGUGCUCGGCAGCAUACCCCAUCUAAUCAACUGAAGCCAGUUGACAAUGGUGGUUCUGAGAAGAAGAGGGAGAAUGAUGAGAGAGAGGCAAUGGAAGUCAGAGUGGGAAACAUGGUCAUUGAUGGAGUGAAAACACCUGGAAAUUCUAAAUCCGUGGCAAGCCCUGUAAAGCAUUGAUAAAUUUUAAUCCGGCAUUGGUUUUUGUUUGUCGUGAUUAGCAAAUCAAGCGGGGGAACGGAGACUAUGUUAAGAUUACAAGCCUAACAUAUGACUCGAUCAUUUGACAUACCAGCGAGGAGCUUGACUGAAUGCUGCUCUUCCUAGGUUUUGGUUUUGAGAGUAUUGUUUUGGUAUAUCUUUAUUGGUUGGUCUGUUGCUGUAUAAUGUUCAAUUUUUUUUUCUUUCUUUGGUGGAUGGGUAUGUGUACUGAAAUUCCCUCACAACUAGUUCCAUCUGUUAUAUGAUUUUUUGGACCUUAAUUAUACAUUCGAUGCUGCAUUUUGUCAUCGGUCUGUAAUGGACAUUCUUAGAUGGGGAAAACUUUACUUUUGAAAUCUUGGUGGAGGUGUUUACUUGUAAUCGAUGUUGCUGUUUUCUUUGCGAUUUA